UCCUUUUUUUUUUUUUGAGUGGGCUCUUAGCACCAGUGUCAAGCUCUUUCAUUUUCUUUUUACAAGCAAAUUUCUUGGUUUGCUUUGAAGUUUUAAGUUUUCUUUUUACAAAGCAAAUUUCCUGGUUUGCUUUUCUUAUUUUUUCACAUACAAUAAGUUUCUUUUGAAGCCUGCAUUGUGAAAUGAAGAAGGGAUCUUGGCAAGAAAAUUGCUGCAUUUUUAUGUCUCUAUGGUUAGAUCCAUGAUUUGGGGCCCAUUGUUGUAGCAGUUGUUUUCAGUCAUUAAAUGCAUUACCCUUUAGCUUAUUUUGUGUUAGCUAAAAAGAUUGUUUCUUGUUGAAAAAAAACCAGCGUCUUCCAUCCUUUUUUUAAAGCUUGGCUUUGUCAAAAAUGCUCUCUUUCAUCAGGUAAAUAGCUUCAAAAAUGGUUGAAUCUAUGGAUUUAAGAGCUUGUUUGUAAAGGUUUUUUUUUUCUCUGUGUGUGUUUUAACUUUCAUUACCUUGUCUGAAAUUAAGCUGCUUGUGUUCCAAUUUCUUAUUUUUUAAGUGCUAUGAAGCUGUUUAGAACUUUAGUGUUAGCCCUGUUUUUAGUUACUGCAAUGGGACAACUUCCGUCACAGGACAUAUUAGCAUUGCUUGAAUUCAAAAAGGGUAUUAAACAUGACCCUACUGGCUAUGUCCUUGAUUCAUGGAACGAAGAAUCCAUUGAUUUUAAUGGCUGUCCUUCUUCUUGGAAUGGUAUUGUUUGUAAUGGUGGGAAUGUUGCUGGCGUUAUACUUGAUAAUUUAGGUCUAUCUGUUGAUGCAGACUUAAGUGUUUUUUCGAAUCUUACGAAGCUUGUGAAACUUUCGAUAUCGAAUAAUUCAAUGUCCGGUGUUAUUCCCGACAAUAUUGGGGAGUUUAAAAGUCUAGAGUACUUGGAUGUGUCAGAUAAUCUGUUUUCUUUGGCAUUACCGGUAGGCAUUGGUAAAUUAGAGAGCUUAAGGAACCUUUCGUUAGCUGGGAAUAACUUUACUGGUUCGAUACCAGAUACGAUUUCAGGGCUUGUUUCGGUCCAAUCUUUGGAUUUGAGUCGGAAUUCCCUGUCCGGUACCUUGCCAACCACCUUAACGGAAUUGAAUGAGCUGUUGUAUCUAAAUCUAUCUUCCAAUCAGUUUACGAAGAGAAUACCAAAAGGGUUUGACGGCAUUGCCGGACUUCAAGUUCUCGACUUGCACGGGAAUAUGCUAGACGGUAGCUUAGAUGGGGAGUUUUUCCUUUUAUCGAAUGCUAGCCAUGUUGAUUUUAGUGGGAAUAUGCUGCAAAGCUCAAGUUCGGGGAAAUUGCUACCCGGCAUUUCGGAGAGUAUUCAGUUUUUAAACCUUAGCCAUAACCAACUUACAGGAUCAUUGGUUGGGGAUGCUGAGCUUCGGUUAUUCGGGAGUUUGAAGGUGUUGGACUUAAGCUACAAUCAACUGUCUGGAGAAUUGCCCGGAUUUAACUUUGCAUAUGAUCUUCAGGUCCUUAAGCUCAGCAACAAUAGAUUUACGGGCUUCAUUCCUAAUGUCCUGCUGAAAGGCGAUUCACUGCUUUUAACUGAGCUAGAUUUAAGUGGCAACAAUCUCUCAGGGCCGAUAUCGAUGAUCAUGUCGACAAAUCUGCAGAUACUCAAUCUUUCUUCGAAUGGGAUCACAGGGGAACUUCCGUUACUGACCGGAAGUUGUGCUGUACUUGACUUAUCAAACAACAAAUUAGAAGGAAACUUAACCCGAAUGUCGAAAUGGGGGAAUAUUGAAUACCUUGAUCUUAGCCAGAAUCGUUUGACAGGAUCAAUUCCUGAGUUAACCCCUCAAUUUCUGCGGUUAAAUCAUCUCAACCUUUCGCAUAAUUUGCUUACUAGCUCUCUACCGAAAGCAAUACUGCAGUAUCCGAAGCUUAGAGUCCUUGAUCUUGGUUUUAACCAGUUUGAUGGACCUUUUCUAAAUGACCUACUGAAUUUGGCUACUUUGGAAGAACUUCAUCUCGGGAACAAUUUGAUUUCCAGUGAUCUUAAGUUUUCUCCUUCGAGUGAAUCCAACCUCCGUGUUCUCGAUCUCUCUAGUAAUCGGCUUAACGGUUAUUUUCCUGACCAAAUUGGGUCAUUGGCUGGACUUCAAGUGCUCAAUCUUGCAGGCAAUAACUUAUCCGGUUCACUACCUACUUCCUUGGCUGACAUGAACUCACUAAGCUCAUUAGAUAUAUCCCGGAAUAAUUUUACCGGAUCUUUACCCAACAAGGUCCCUAACAGCCUUCAAAGCUUUAAUGUUUCUUACAAUGAUCUAUCCGGCAUUGUCCCAGAAAAUCUGAGGAAGUUCCCUACUUCCUCAUUCUACCCCGGAAAUUCUAACUUGUAUUUUCCAGGCGGUCCUCCUGGAUCAAACAAUUCCCCUGCUGAAUCGAAGAAGAAACGGAUCAACACGAUAGUGAAAUGGGUGAUUGUGGUAUCAUGUGUGGUGGCUCUUAUCAUUCUCGUCUUGCUUGCUAUAUUCAUACAUUACAUCCGUAUAUCUCGGAGAACUCCUCCGGAGCCUAUUAGAAGUAAAGGUGGUGUUAGCAAACGAGCACCGAGAAACUCUUCUAGUGUUGUCGGGACUGAGAGUGGGGGUGCUACAGUUGUCUCAGCGGUUGAUCUUGUGUCUUCACGGAAAGGAUCAUCAUCAGGAAUUAUCAGUCCCGGUGAGAAAAUGGCAGUGGGUACUGGAUACUCUCCUUCGAAGACCAGCCAUUUAUCUUGGUCACCCGAGUCUGGAGAUUCAUUUACUGCCGAGCACCUUGCGAGACUGGAUGUAAGAUCACCGGACCGACUCGUUGGCGAGCUGCAUUUUCUCGAUGAUACAAUCACAUUGACACCAGAGGAGCUGUCACGUGCUCCAGCCGAAGUUUUGGGAAGGAGCAGUCAUGGGACUUCGUACAGGGCAACACUGGAUAAUGGAGUAUUCUUGACUGUGAAGUGGCUUCGUGAAGGGGUCGCAAAACAGAGAAAAGAGUUCGCUAAGGAGGCUAAAAAAUUCACGAAUAUCCGGCAUCCAAACGUGGUUGGUUUGCGAGGGUACUAUUGGGGCCCUACUCAACAUGAGAAGCUGAUUCUUUCGGAUUAUAUCUCGCCUGGAAGUCUCGCAAGCUUUCUCUAUGAUCGACCGGGAAGAAAAGGUCCACCAUUAUCGUGGGCACAGAGAUUGAAAAUAGCGGUUGACGUUGCCCGAGGUCUAAACUAUCUCCAUUUCGACCGAGCUGUGCCACACGGUAACCUAAAAGCAACGAACAUACUAUUAGAUGGGCCUGAUCUUAAUGCUCGUGUUGCCGAUUACUGCCUCCACCGUCUAAUGACACAAGCCGGAACGAUGGAACAAAUUCUAGAUGCUGGUCUCUUGGGAUAUCGGGCACCAGAGUUAACCGAUACCAAGAAACCAUUGCUUUCCUUCAAGUCAGAUGUCUAUGCAUUCGGAGUGAUUCUGUUGGAACUUCUAACAGGCAGAUGCGCAGGUGAUGUAAUUCCAGGGGAAGAAGAAGGAAUCGGAUUGAUAGAAUGGGUUCGGUUGAAGGUAGCAGAAGGCAGUGGCUCGUCUUGUUUUGAUUCGGCUUUAGCUCAAGAAAUGGGGGAUCCGGCUGCCGAGAAAGGAAUGAAGGAGGUUCUUGAAAUAGGAUUAAGAUGUGUUCGAUCUCUUUCGGAGAGGCCGGGUAUCAAGACUAUAUAUGAGGAUCUUUCGUCAAUAUGAAUCAGCAUUUGGUUUUUGUAUUCUCGUAAAUGUUAGGCAAGUCGGGGACUUAAACUAGAUUCAAAUGAUCAGGGAAUUUAAUCUCUCAUUGGGCUCCCUGUUUUUGCAUCUUUUUGGUCGUUUUUGGAGCAUCUGGUUUUAGCUUUUAAUUUCUAUUCAAAAUUUGCUGUACAAUGAAUGCACAUUAUGGAAUGGAUAGAAGGUGUUUCUAGAUUAA
Messenger RNA from Gossypium raimondii (Peruvian cotton), 3949 nucleotides. RefSeq names its product LRR receptor-like serine/threonine-protein kinase GHR1. Bases 550 to 3732 code for a protein of 1060 amino acids. The record is from RefSeq and is a predicted model, not a curated record. Gene Ontology annotation, molecular function: protein kinase activity; protein binding; ATP binding. Lineage: Eukaryota; Viridiplantae; Streptophyta; Magnoliopsida; Malvales; Malvaceae. Gene Ontology annotation, biological process: protein phosphorylation. The transcript is spliced from 3 exons.